Aureobasidium vineae is the source of this 1983-nucleotide messenger RNA. The record is from the annotation of a GenBank genome assembly. NCBI's taxonomy places the organism in Eukaryota, Fungi, Ascomycota, Dothideomycetes, Dothideales, Saccotheciaceae.
AUGGACGCCGUCGCAAUCCAGGAUGCCAACAAGAUCAGAGCCGCCAUGGGACUUGCGCCCUUGCCCGUUCCCGGCGAAGAUGGCCUUCAAUUUAAAUCCAAAGACGACGGAGAAGAUUCAGACCCCGAUGACAUGAGCACACUCGAGAAGCGCCAGGCAGCCGCUGGUGACAACUGGAAAAAGCUGCAGGAUGAAGAGAAGGCAAGACAAGAGCGUCUGGCUCGCAAGGAAGCUAUCAAAAGAGCUCGCGAUCUCGAGCUACGGAAUGCAAAGCUGGAAGGAAAGGGUUUGGGAGAUGCAGAAGAGGCAGACAUGGACACAAAAACAUGGUUGUUGCAGCAGAAGAAGCGCCAGAAGAAGAUCGAGCAGGCAAGAAAGUACGAGGAAGAGCAAGCUGAACUUGAACGUCAGGCACAAGCAGAAUACUCGGCCAAGGACUUGGCUGGUGUCAAGGUCGCGCACGAGCUGGAUCAGUUUGAUGCUGAAGGCGAGCAGAUCUUGACCCUCAAGGAUGCCGCUAUUGGUGACGAGAGCGAGGACGACGAGCUUGAGAACCUGGACCUGCGCGCAAAGGAAAAACUACAGGAAAAGCUGGAGCGCAAGAAGAACAAGCCCGUCUACAACCCCAACGAUAUGGAUGAUGGAAAUCGUUCUAUCCUGGCGCAUUACGACGAAGAGAUUGAGGGCAAAAAGAAGAAGAACUUCACCCUGGAUACGUCUGGCGCCAUCGACCANGCAGCUGUCGCGGCUCGCAGGGAAGCCGCAGAAGCAGAGCGCAUAGGUGUCAAAGGCAUCAAGAUUAGUUUGGACGAGCUCAAAGACGACACUCCGAUCUCAGAUUACCAGGACCCCUCGACUGCUAGGAUUCGCAAGCCCAAGAAGCCGAAGAAGGCCAAGACUAGUCGCACAAAGGCUGCUGACGCAGACGACAUCUUCCCUUUGCCCACACAACGACCUUCAGGAGACCAGAUGGACGUUGAUGGUCAGCCAACAUCAAACGGUGCUGCUAGGAAACGUACUUUUGAGACUUUUGACGAUGACGAUCUGCAAGCCAAGCUGGCAGAGCAACGCCGUCAAGCACUGAAGAAGCGUAAGAAGACUGAUGCUGCUGAGCUGGCUCGCCGCAUUCGUGAAGAAGAAUCAACAACUCCCAUGAACACUGCCGAAGAUGACGAGGAACCUGGUCUUGUUAUUGAUGAGACUACUGAGUUUGUCUCCAAUCUGAGACGCCCACAAUCACCAGAUUCGGCAGACGAACGUACGAGAGCCACUUCGACACCUGCCCUUGGAGACGUCAAGGAUGAAGACGAAACUAUGCAAGAAUCAUACGGUGCAGUCGAAGACGAGGAAGAUGCUCGUGCUCGUCGCGAAGCCGAGGAACGAGAAUCAGUUGCUCCACCAGCAAUGACGUCCACAGGUUUCGAGGACGAAGAAGAUACCACAUCCGGAGCAGGAGGCAUUCUCAACAUGCUUCGCAAACGUGGUCUCGUUCAAGACAGCGAAGCCGACAAGGCCAACGCCGCAGUCCGCGCCCAACAACAGUUCCUCGCCGAGAACCAAGCUCUCGUCGACGAAUACGAUCGCAAAACAAGAGAAGAGCGCGAGAGCGACCGUAAAUCUGGCCGCUGGGAUCGUAUGUCUCACCGUGAGCGUGAAAACUACCAACGCCAACAGAACGAGCAAAGAGACGCCUACCUCGCACAACUACAAGCCGAGCACUUCAAGCGCUCAUACAAGCCCAAUGUUCAGCUUCGCUACAAUGACGAGGAUGGUCGUGAGAUGAACCAGAAGGAAGCUUUCAAGCAUCUCAGUCACAGGUUCCACGGUAAAGGCAGUGGUAAGCAGAAGACCGAGAAGCGUAUGAAGAAGAAGCAGGAAGAGGAUGAUAGGCAGAGAAAGUCGUUGCUUGGAUUCACAGGUACAAAUGAGGCUGUGGGCGCUACAGCGAAGAAGAAUAGGCAGGCGGGUGUGAGAUUGCAGUAG